UAGUGUCAGUUCUGUGUCGUGAAAAUCGCUAAGUGCCGUGGGCAUUGCUGAGCACUGCUAGAGUGCUGCCCAGGGUGAUCUAUUUUACACACCGGUGUAAAAAGACUUUUAAAACAGAAAAGAUCGAAAACUUAGCGUCGGUUUCACGUCAUCGCGUCCAUUUUGUGUGCCACGUAUUAACAAGAUGGCCGCCGAAGCUCAAAUUGCUCUUCAAAUGCAACGCAUCGACACGAUGCGCAAUAUGUCCAACCGCUUGACUGACGCUGUACUCGCUACCCAAGGUGCUGCCGCCAUUGACGCUGAACUCGCUAUCCUGACGGAGUUGUGGAACCGCUUCAAUUCGACUCACGAGAGGCUAUACGAAGACGUACCUGAGAUCAUUACCAACGAAUAUCAUACAGGUAACGCUUAUGAAACCGCUAACGUUGCUUAUACCUCUCUUAGAGUGAGACUCAGCGCUGCUAGACCCGCUCCAGAACCUGCUCAUGAAGUUCAGCCCGCUAAUCACGAUCAGACCGCUUACUUUGGUGGAGUGCAUAAAUCUAACCUGCCACAAAUCAAGCUGCCAACUUUCCAAGGGUCGUAUGACGAGUGGGACUCGUUCAAGGACUUGUUCACGUCUCUCGUCAUUAAUGAAGAUUCGCUAACUGGGUCUCAGAAGAUGCAUUACCUGAAGACGCAGGUAAAAGGUGAGGCCGCUGCAUUACUCGCUAAUCUCCAGAUCACAGAUGACGCUUUCCAACCCGCUUGGGAGUUGCUGAAUACUCGCUACACAAAUCCACGUCGAUUGCUCGAUAUGCAUAUCGAUGAUUUGCUGGAUCGCCAACCGCUAACUUCACACUCUGCUGCUGAUUUGGACGCACUGUUACUCGCUAACAAAAAAUCGCUGGACGCUAUCGCUGCAUUGGGAAUUCCAAUUGGUGAGUUGGACCCCUUUUUAAUUCGUUUGACUGUUCGCUGCUUGCCUUCAGAUCUGAGGGUGGAAUGGAUGGCUUCGCUUGGGUUAUCCAAUGAGUUUCCCACUUACCAACAGCUGCACGAUAUGCUCAAGGCCAAGGUUCGUGCGUGGGAAAACUCAGAGAUUGGCGCUAAAAUAACCUCAACGCAAGUUAAGAGUACCAGUGAGAGACCACUAUCACCAAAGUCUUACGCUAAGUCAGCCGCUACAACCAAACAAGUUAAGUUUGGGAGCAGUAAAUCCGCUACUCCUGCUAGAUCAACGCCAUCUACAUCCACCGGUUCCGCUAGCUACGUCGCUUUCACUCCCAAGGAGCGUACGAGUGAACCGGGCAUGUGCCCAAUCUGCAGGGAGAAGCACUUCGUUCUAUUUUGCCCCAGCUACCAGAAGGCGUCGCCACUGAACCGAAGGACGAUUGUUCAGCAUUACCGCUUAUGCUUUAACUGUUUGGGACGCCAUCGCUACGCUGACUGCAGGACUAAGCAGAAGUGCCGCCAUUGUGAUCAGCCACAUCACACGUCGACUCAUCUUGACGAUGGUGCUGCCGCUAAACCAGCACAGGACGCUCCUGUAGCUGACCCAGCUCAUUCGCUCAAUGUUUUACUCGCUACCGCUAUUGUUAAGUUGAAUUCGCUAACAGGAAGUACAUGUACAGCCCGUGUACUUAUUGAUCAAGGAUCGGAGUUAUCCUUUGUGACGCAUUCGCUAAUCAAGAAGCUGGAUAUUCAACUCAGUAAAGCAGCUGUACCAUUACGUGGAAUUGGUAAUGUGUCAGCUGGGCAUUCGCUUGGGUCAUGCAAGAUGACGCUGCAUUCGCUACACAACAACGCUUCUAUUACCAUCCAAGCUCAUGUGCUUGCUCUAUUGACGGUAAACUUACCGUCAUUUACGCUAACUAAGAAGAAGAAAUGGCCGCAUAUAACUGGGCUACAACUCGCUGAUCCAGACUUCUUGACAUCAAGACCUAUUGACAUCAUUCUGGGUGCAGCACCAGCUGCACAUAUAAUCAACGCUAAAAUACGAAAAGGAAGUGAAAAUGACCCAAUCGCUCAGUCAACAUCACUUGGUUGGAUCAUAUAUGGAUCUGUGGACACCGCUACAUCAAAAUUGACCGCUCAUGGUCAUCAUGUCGCUGUUGAUGAUCAACUACAAGACUUGUUAACCAAGUUUUGGUACCAAGAAGAGCCACAGACAGAAUUCGCUACACGCUAUACUGAAGAAGAAGAAGAGUGUGAACAACACUUUGUCAAUACACACUACAGACAGUCUGAUGGUCGAUAUGUCGUUCGCUUGCCGCUUAAAUCUUCGCCAAGUCAACUGGGUGAUUCGCUCAGAGCUGCACAAUACGCUUUACUACGUCUUCGCAAACGACUGGAAGCUGAUCCAGUCUACAAGAAGUUGUACUUCGACUUCCUGAAGGAGUAUGAAGACUUGGGGCACAUGAAACGUCUGAAAUUAAAGGAAUUACCACCGAACAGCUAUCUGUUGCCUCAUCAUGGGAAUUGUUUGGCAUUGAGUGAUAGUUUGAUGCAAAAUCUUCUUAUUUUCAGUAUUUUAGCAUGA
Microplitis demolitor is the source of this 2521-nucleotide messenger RNA. RefSeq lists its product as uncharacterized. Bases 185 to 2521 code for a protein of 778 amino acids. Lineage: Eukaryota; Metazoa; Arthropoda; Insecta; Hymenoptera; Braconidae. The transcript is spliced from 3 exons. The record is from RefSeq and is a predicted model, not a curated record.